Molecule: messenger RNA, 1713 nt
Organism: Acytostelium subglobosum LB1
Lineage: Eukaryota; Evosea; Eumycetozoa; Acytosteliales; Acytosteliaceae
Exons: 3
Coding region: 1-1713 (570 amino acids)
Biological process (GO): oligopeptide transport; transmembrane transport
Cellular component (GO): membrane
Molecular function (GO): dipeptide transmembrane transporter activity
Source: RefSeq, a predicted model, not a curated record
AUGGCUAUUGAUAAAGAACAACAACACCAUGCCGCUGCAAAUGCCGAUCAUAACCCUGAACUCCCCAUGGAGAAGGAGACUUUCUCAUCAAUGGAGUAUGAGAAGGAGCUUGACCAGGUCCCCGACGACCAAGUCCCAACCAGCGAUGUCAAGAUUGAAAAUAGAAAGUUGCCAGCCUCCCUCAAAUAUAUUAUGGGCAAUGAGAUUUGUGAAAGAUUCUCAUUUUAUGGACUAAAGUCUAUCCUGUCACUAUACUUCACACUGUUUAUGGGUUACAGUGAUGAUACUGCUACAACAAUUAUCCAUUCAUUCAACUUCCUUGCCUAUGCUUUCCCACUUCUUGGAGCCUACCUCGCCGAUGCUCGUCUUGGAAAGUUCAGAACCAUCUUGUACUUCAGUUUGAUCUACUGUGUUGGUGGUGUGUUCCUCUCGGUCAGUGCCAUCCCAGGUGUCACUGGUUCUGAGCCAGGCCAUCACUCUCCAUGGGGCAUCAUCUUGGGUCUCGGUCUGAUUGCCGUUGGUACCGGAGGUAUCAAGCCAGUGGUGUCCGCCUUCUGUGGUGACCAGUUGGGUAACGAUCAAAAGUCCCUCCUCCAAAAGGUCUUCCAGAUCUUUUACUGGUGUAUCAACCUCGGAUCAUUCUGUUCCACCAUCCUGACCCCACUCCUGAGAAAGUACGUUGGAUACUGGCUCGCCUUUGGUAUCCCCGCCAUCUUGCUCAUUAUCUCCACCAUCAUCUACGUCCUUGGUCGCAAGUCAUAUGUCCGUCGUCCAACUACCGGAAGUGUGUUGCUCGACUCUGUCAAGAUCAUUGGCUGCGGAAUCCGUGAGAUGUUCAGAUCCAAGCGUUCCGGAUAUGAUGACCGUUACUACACAAACAGCUGGUUGGACCGUGCGAAGGUGUCCCACGACUCCAGAAUGGUCGACUCUGUCAAGGCUGCCCUCAAGGUUAUCGUUGUGUUCGUCCCAAUGCCAUUCUUCUGGGCUCUGUACGAUCAGACCUCAUCAAGAUGGACCCAGACCGCCGAGAAGAUGGACCGAACAGUUGGAGGCUGGACCAUCGAGCCAGACCAGAUCCAGGCCGUCAACCCACUCCUCGUCAUGAUCCUUGUCCCAGUGUUUGAGUAUGGUAUCUACCGUCCAUUGAAGAGAGCCAACAUCAACUUCUCGCCACUCAAGAGAAUGAGUCUUGGAAUGUGGUUGGCCAUUGCUACCUUUGUCCUUGCCGCCAUCAUCGAGAUGAAGAUCGACGACCAGCCCGAGGGAACCGUCAGCAUCUUCCUGCAGCUGCCCCAAUACUUCCUGCUCACCUGUGCCGAGAUCCUCAUCUCCAUCACCGGUCUCGAGUUUGCCUACUCCCAAGCCCCACGCUCAAUGAAGUCCAUGAUCAUGUCAGCCUGGUUGCUCACCGUAUCGAUUGGUAACGUCAUUGUUAUCGUCGUCGUCGAAUCAAUCAAGAUCACCCCACAAUGGAAGGAGUACCUUGUCUUUGCCUCCAUCAUGGCCGUCUUCACCGUUGUCUUCAUGGUCAUCGCCUACAGAUACAAGCCAGUCGACCCAUCCAUCUACGACCAUGAGGAGGAUGAGUCUGAGAAGGAGGCCAACGAGAUGUCCGAGAACUACACCAAGCCCGAGAAAGAGGCCAACCAAACCCCUUCCGAGCAGAUCCCCAAGAACAUCCCAUUGGACACCUCCGUGGACACCUCUAACUAA